This is a messenger RNA of Coffea eugenioides, 1087 nucleotides long. RefSeq lists its product as uncharacterized. The record is from RefSeq and is a predicted model, not a curated record. The transcript has a single exon. NCBI's taxonomy places the organism in Eukaryota, Viridiplantae, Streptophyta, Magnoliopsida, Gentianales, Rubiaceae. The coding region runs from base 70 to 828 and encodes 252 amino acids.
UAUAACUCUCAGAAGCCUAAACUUGUUGCACAAAUUAUUCAGCUCAUCAUAUUUCUUGAGCAGCCUUUUAUGGAGGGAGAGGAGGUUAUAGCCCUGUUCGAUUUUUGCUGGUUUAAUCAAGAAAUCUUCAAGAAAAGUUCAAGUUCACCAACUUCAUCAAGCCUUAAGAAAAGCCCUGAUCACCAAAUUGGAGAAGAUUCACCAAAAGCUGAGUUUUCGAGCCAAUUAUUAUCAAUCCAUCCAAGGUCAAAUAGUGACUACAUGAUGAGCUCCAAAACAAGCACGAACUCUGGUUUAUUCUCUCCAGAUUCAGUUCUUUAUGUUCUUUCUGCAUCUCAGCUGGAAAUAGUUCUAUCAGGAACAGAAGGGGAAGCUGAAUUUCCAGGAACGCCAGAAUCAAGAAAAGUUAAAACCGAUGAUAACGAGAAGAAGAAGAAGAAGAGGAAGAAAAGAAGGAAGAGCAACGACAAACUAAAGAAAGGUUUGAGCAAGAGCUUAUCAGAGCUUGAGUUUGAAGAGCUCAAGGGGUUUAUGGACCUUGGUUUUGUGUUUUCCGAAGAAGACAAAAACGAUUCAAGUCUGGUCGAGAUUAUUCCUGGCUUGCAAAGGUUAGGCAGAGAAAAAGAUGUUGGAGAACAAAGAAGAAAUUCUGCUCCCGAUGAAUCUUCAGUUACAAGGCCUUACCUUUCUGAAGCCUGGGAAGUUUUGGAUAGGAGAAAUAGAGAGAACCCUUUGAUGAAUUGGAAAGUUCCUGCUGUGAGCAAUGAAACUGGCAUGAAAAACAGUCUCAAAUGGUGGGCACAUGUUGUUGCUUCAACUGUUAGAUGAUAAGGCCUUUACUCUCUGGUUUAUCACUUCGUCAUCUUUUUCAUUUCUUUUCUUUUUUUUUUGUGCUUUUUGUUUUGGCCUUUUUAGCAACUCUUGUGGCCUCAUCAAAAGAACCCAAAAAAGCAACCAAAAUGAAUAAAUAAAGAGGCUUGUAGACGUUGUAUAAUAGCAUCUGUAGUCCAUUUUUUUGUAUUACAACUUCAACAACUUGUAUAUAGUUGCAUUUUGUAUACAAUAAACCAAAAAAACAUAUGUAGAA